Molecule: messenger RNA, 18966 nt
Organism: Leishmania mexicana MHOM/GT/2001/U1103
Lineage: Eukaryota; Euglenozoa; Kinetoplastea; Trypanosomatida; Trypanosomatidae
Source: the annotation of a RefSeq genome assembly
CCGUCUUCGUCGUCUGCGCCGUCCAGCAGCAGCUCUGCGCCGUCCUCGUCGUCCGCGCCGUCCAGCAGCAGCUCUGCGCCGUCCUCGUCGUCCGCGCCGUCCAGCAGCAGCUCUGCGCCGUCCUCGUCGUCCGCGCCGUCCAGCAGCAGCUCUGCGCCGUCCUCGUCGUCUGCGCCGUCCAGCAGCAGCUCUGCGUCGUCUUCGUCGUCUGCGCCGUCCAGCAGCAGCUCCGCGCCAUCCUCGUCGUCUGCGCCGUCCAGCAGCAGCUCCGCGCCGUCCUCGUCGUCCGCGCCGUCCAGCAGCAGCUCUGCGCCGUCCUCGUCGUCCGCGCCGUCCAGCAGCAGCUCUGCGCCGUCCUCGUCGUCUGCGCCGUCCUCGUCGUCCGCGCCGUCCAGCAGCAGCUCUGCGCCGUCCUCGUCGUCUGCGCCGUCCAGCAGCAGCUCUGCGCCGUCCUCGUCGUCUGCGCCGUCCAGCAGCAGCUCUGCGCCGUCCUCGUCGUCUGCGCCGUCCAGCAGCAGCUCUGCGCCGUCCUCGUCGUCCGCGCCGUCCAGCAGCAGCUCUGCGUCGUCUUCGUCGUCUGCGCCGUCCAGCAGCAGCUCUGCGUCGUCUUCGUCGUCUGCGCCGUCCAGCAGCAGCUCUGCGCCAUCCUCGUCGUCCGCGCCGUCCAGCAGCAGCUCCGCGCCGUCCUCGUCGUCUGCGCCGUCCAGCAGCAGCUCUGCGCCAUCCUCGUCGUCUGCGCCGUCCAGCAGCAGCUCUGCGCCGUCUUCGUCGUCUGCGCCGUCCAGCAGCAGCUCUGCGCCGUCUUCGUCGUCUGCGCCGUCCAGCAGCAGCUCCGCGCCGUCCUCGUCGUCUGCGCCGUCCAGCAGCAGCUCUGCGCCGUCCUCGUCGUCUGCGCCGACCAGCAGCAGCUCCGCGCCGUCCUCGUCGUCUGCACCGUCCAGCAGCAGCUCUGCGCCAUCCUCGUCGUCCGCGCCGUCCAGCAGCAGCUCCGCGCCGUCCUCGUCGUCUGCGCCGUCCAGCAGCAGCUCUGCGCCGUCUUCGUCGUCUGCGCCGUCCAGCAGCAGCUCCGCGCCGUCCUCGUCGUCCGCGCCGUCCAGCAGCAGCUCAGCGUCGUCCUCGUCGUCUGCACCGUCCAGCAGCAGCUCUGCGCCGUCCUCGUCGUCUGCGCCGUCCAGCAGCAGCUCUGCGUCGUCUUCGUCGUCUGCGCCGUCCAGCAGCAGCUCCGCGCCAUCCUCGUCGUCCGCGCCGUCCAGCAGCAGCUCCGCGCCGUCCUCGUCGUCUGCGCCGUCCAGCAGCAGCUCUGCGCCGUCUUCGUCGUCUGCGCCGUCCAGCAGCAGCUCCGCGCCGUCCUCGUCGUCCGCGCCGUCCAGCAGCAGCUCCGCGUCGUCCUCGUCGUCUGCACCGUCCAGCAGCAGCUCUGCGCCGUCCUCGUCGUCUGCGCCGUCCAGCAGCAGCUCUGCGCCGUCUUCGUCGUCUGCGCCGUCCAGCAGCAGCUCUGCGCCGUCUUCGUCGUCCGCGCCGUCCAGCAGCAGCUCUGCGCCGUCCUCGUCGUCCGCGCCGUCCAGCAGCAGCUCAGCGUCGUCCUCGUCGUCCGCACCGUCCAGCAGCAGCUCUGCGCCGUCCUCGUCGUCUGCGCCGUCCAGCAGCAGCUCUGAGCCGUCCUCGUCGUCCGCGCCGUCCAGCAGCAGCUCCGCGCCGUCCUCGUCGUCCGCACCGUCCAGCAGCAGCUCCGCGCCGUCCUCGUCGUCUGCGCCGUCCAGCAGCAGCUCUGCGCCGUCUUCGUCGUCCGCGCCGUCCAGCAGCAGCUCUGCGCCGUCUUCGUCGUCUGCGCCGUCCAGCAGCAGCUCCGCGCCGUCCUCGUCGUCCGCGCCGUCCAGCAGCAGCUCUGCGCCGUCUUCGUCGUCUGCGCCGUCCAGCAGCAGCUCCGCGCCGUCCUCGUCGUCCGCACCGUCCAGCAGCAGCUCUGCGCCGUCCUCGUCGUCUGCGCCGUCCAGCAGCAGCUCCGCGCCGUCCUCGUCGUCCGCGCCGUCCAGCAGCAGCUCUGCGCCGUCUUCGUCGUCUGCGCCGUCCAGCAGCAGCUCCGCGCCGUCCUCGUCGUCCGCACCGUCCAGCAGCAGCUCUGCGCCGUCCUCGUCGUCUGCGCCGUCCAGCAGCAGCUCUGCGCCGUCUUCGUCGUCUGCGCCGUCCAGCAGCAGCUCCGCGCCGUCCUCGUCGUCUGCGCCGUCCAGCAGCAGCUCCGCGCCGUCCUCGUCGUCCGCGCCGUCCAGCAGCAGCUCUGCGCCGUCCUCGUCGUCUGCGCCGUCCAGCAGCAGCUCCGCGCCGUCCUCGUCGUCUGCACCGUCCAGCAGCAGCUCCGCGCCGUCCUCGUCGUCUGCGCCGUCCAGCAGCAGCUCUGCGCCGUCUUCGUCGUCUGCGCCGUCCAGCAGCAGCUCCGCGCCGUCCUCGUCGUCUGCGCCGUCCAGCAGCAGCUCCGCGCCGUCCUCGUCGUCUGCACCGUCCAGCAGCAGCUCUGCGCCGUCCUCGUCGUCUGCGCCGUCCAGCAGCAGCUCCGCGCCGUCUUCGUCGUCUGCGCCGUCCAGCAGCAGCUCUGCGCCGUCUUCGUCGUCUGCGCCGUCCAGCAGCAGCUCCGCGCCGUCCUCGUCGUCUGCACCGUCCAGCAGCAGCUCUGCGCCGUCUUCGUCGUCUGCGCCGUCCAGCAGCAGCUCUGCGCCGUCCUCGUCGUCUGCACCGUCCAGCAGCAGCUCUGCGCCGUCCUCGUCGUCUGCACCGUCCAGCAGCAGCUCUGCGCCGUCUUCGUCGUCUGCGCCGUCCAGCAGCAGCUCCGCGCCGUCUUCGUCGUCUGCGCCGUCCAGCAGCAGCUCUGCGCCGUCUUCGUCGUCUGCGCCGUCCAGCAGCAGCUCCGCGCCGUCCUCGUCGUCUGCACCGUCCAGCAGCAGCUCUGCGCCGUCCUCGUCGUCUGCGCCGUCCAGCAGCAGCUCCGCGCCGUCUUCGUCGUCUGCGCCGUCCAGCAGCAGCUCUGCGCCGUCCUCGUCGUCUGCACCGUCCAGCAGCAGCUCUGCGCCGUCCUCGUCGUCUGCGCCGUCCAGCAGCAGCUCCGCGCCGUCCUCGUCGUCUGCACCGUCCAGCAGCAGCUCUGCGCCGUCCUCGUCGUCUGCACCGUCCAGCAGCAGCUCUGCGCCGUCCUCGUCGUCUGCGCCGUCCAGCAGCAGCUCUGCGCCGUCCUCGUCGUCUGCACCGUCCAGCAGCAGCUCUGCGCCGUCCUCGUCGUCUGCGCCGUCCAGCAGCAGCUCCGCGCCGUCCUCGUCGUCUGCGCCGUCCAGCAGCAGCUCCGCGCCGUCUUCGUCGUCUGCGCCGUCCAGCAGCAGCUCCGCGCCGUCCUCGUCGUCUGCGCCGUCCAGCAGCAGCUCUGCGCCGUCUUCGUCGUCCGCGCCGUCCAGCAGCAGCUCUGCGCCGUCCUCGUCGUCUGCGCCGUCCAGCAGCAGCUCUGCGCCGUCCUCGUCGUCUGCGCCGUCCAGCAGCAGCUCCGCGCCGUCCUCGUCGUCUGCACCGUCCAGCAGCAGCUCUGCGCCGUCCUCGUCGUCUGCGCCGUCCAGCAGCAGCUCUGCGCCGUCUUCGUCGUCUGCGCCGUCCAGCAGCAGCUCUGCGCCGUCCUCGUCGUCUGCACCGUCCAGCAGCAGCUCUGCGCCGUCCUCGUCGUCUGCACCGUCCAGCAGCAGCUCCGCGCCGUCCUCGUCGUCUGCACCGUCCAGCAGCAGCUCUGCGCCGUCCUCGUCGUCUGCGCCGUCCAGCAGCAGCUCCGCGCCGUCUUCGUCGUCUGCGCCGUCCAGCAGCAGCUCUGCGCCGUCUUCGUCGUCUGCGCCGUCCAGCAGCAGCUCUGCGCCGUCCUCGUCGUCUGCACCGUCCAGCAGCAGCUCCGCGCCGUCUUCGUCGUCUGCGCCGUCCAGCAGCAGCUCUGCGCCGUCCUCGUCGUCUGCACCGUCCAGCAGCAGCUCUGCGCCGUCCUCGUCGUCUGCGCCGUCCAGCAGCAGCUCCGCGCCGUCCUCGUCGUCUGCGCCGUCCAGCAGCAGCUCCGCGCCGUCUUCGUCGUCUGCGCCGUCCAGCAGCAGCUCUGCGCCGUCCUCGUCGUCUGCACCGUCCAGCAGCAGCUCUGCGCCGUCCUCGUCGUCUGCGCCGUCCAGCAGCAGCUCCGCGCCGUCUUCGUCGUCUGCGCCGUCCAGCAGCAGCUCUGCGCCGUCUUCGUCGUCCGCGCCGUCCAGCAGCAGCUCUGCGCCGUCCUCGUCGUCUGCGCCGUCCAGCAGCAGCUCCGCGCCGUCCUCGUCGUCUGCGCCGUCCAGCAGCAGCUCCGCGCCGUCCUCGUCGUCUGCGCCGUCCAGCAGCAGCUCCGCGCCGUCUUCGUCGUCUGCGCCGUCCAGCAGCAGCUCUGCGCCGUCCUCGUCGUCUGCACCGUCCAGCAGCAGCUCUGCGCCGUCUUCGUCGUCUGCGCCGUCCAGCAGCAGCUCUGCGCCGUCCUCGUCGUCUGCGCCGUCCAGCAGCAGCUCCGCGCCGUCCUCGUCGUCUGCGCCGUCCAGCAGCAGCUCCGCGCCGUCUUCGUCGUCUGCGCCGUCCAGCAGCAGCUCUGCGCCGUCCUCGUCGUCUGCACCGUCCAGCAGCAGCUCUGCGCCGUCCUCGUCGUCUGCGCCGUCCAGCAGCAGCUCUGCGCCGUCUUCGUCGUCUGCGCCGUCCAGCAGCAGCUCCGCGCCGUCCUCGUCGUCUGCACCGUCCAGCAGCAGCUCUGCGCCGUCCUCGUCGUCUGCACCGUCCAGCAGCAGCUCUGCGCCGUCCUCGUCGUCUGCGCCGUCCAGCAGCAGCUCCGCGCCGUCUUCGUCGUCUGCGCCGUCCAGCAGCAGCUCUGCGCCGUCUUCGUCGUCUGCGCCGUCCAGCAGCAGCUCUGCGCCGUCCUCGUCGUCUGCACCGUCCAGCAGCAGCUCCGCGCCGUCCUCGUCGUCUGCACCGUCCAGCAGCAGCUCUGCGCCGUCCUCGUCGUCUGCACCGUCCAGCAGCAGCUCUGCGCCGUCCUCGUCGUCUGCGCCGUCCAGCAGCAGCUCCGCGCCCUCUUCGUCGUCUGCGCCGUCCAGCAGCAGCUCUGCGCCGUCUUCGUCGUCUGCGCCGUCCAGCAGCAGCUCUGCGCCGUCCUCGUCGUCUGCACCGUCCAGCAGCAGCUCUGCGCCGUCCUCGUCGUCUGCGCCGUCCAGCAGCAGCUCCGCGCCGUCCUCGUCGUCUGCACCGUCCAGCAGCAGCUCUGCGCCGUCCUCGUCGUCUGCGCCGUCCAGCAGCAGCUCCGCGCCGUCUUCGUCGUCUGCGCCGUCCAGCAGCAGCUCUGCGCCGUCUUCGUCGUCUGCGCCGUCCAGCAGCAGCUCUGCGCCGUCCUCGUCGUCUGCACCGUCCAGCAGCAGCUCUGCGCCGUCCUCGUCGUCUGCACCGUCCAGCAGCAGCUCUGCGCCGUCCUCGUCGUCUGCACCGUCCAGCAGCAGCUCUGCGCCGUCCUCGUCGUCUGCGCCGUCCAGCAGCAGCUCCGCGCCGUCUUCGUCGUCUGCGCCGUCCAGCAGCAGCUCUGCGCCGUCUUCGUCGUCUGCGCCGUCCAGCAGCAGCUCUGCGCCGUCCUCGUCGUCUGCACCGUCCAGCAGCAGCUCCGCGCCGUCCUCGUCGUCUGCACCGUCCAGCAGCAGCUCUGCGCCGUCCUCGUCGUCUGCACCGUCCAGCAGCAGCUCUGCGCCGUCCUCGUCGUCUGCACCGUCCAGCAGCAGCUCCGCGCCGUCCUCGUCGUCUGCACCGUCCAGCAGCAGCUCUGCGCCGUCCAGCAGCAGCUCUGCGCCGUCCUCGUCGUCUGCGCCGUCCAGCAGCAGCUCUGCGCCGUCCUCGUCGUCUGCACCGUCCAGCAGCAGCUCUGCGCCGUCCUGGUCGUCUGCGCCGUCCUCGUCUUCUGCACCGUCCAGCAGCAGCUCUGCGCCGUCCUCGUCGUCCGCGCCGUCCAGCAGCAGCUCUGCGCCGUCUUCGUCGUCUGCGCCGUCCAGCAGCAGCUCCGCGCCGUCCUCGUCGUCCGCACCGUCCAGCAGCAGCUCUGCGCCGUCCUCGUCGUCUGCGCCGUCCAGCAGCAGCUCUGCGCCGUCUUCGUCGUCUGCGCCGUCCAGCAGCAGCUCCGCGCCGUCCUCGUCGUCUGCGCCGUCCAGCAGCAGCUCCGCGCCGUCCUCGUCGUCCGCGCCGUCCAGCAGCAGCUCCGCGCCGUCCUCGUCGUCUGCGCCGUCCAGCAGCAGCUCUGCGCCGUCUUCGUCGUCUGCGCCGUCCAGCAGCAGCUCUGCGCCGUCUUCGUCGUCCGCACCGUCCAGCAGCAGCUCUGCGCCGUCCUCGUCGUCUGCGCCGUCCAGCAGCAGCUCUGCGCCGUCUUCGUCGUCUGCGCCGUCCAGCAGCAGCUCCGCGCCGUCCUCGUCGUCCGCACCGUCCAGCAGCAGCUCUGCGCCGCCCUCGUCGUCCGCGCCGUCCAGCAGCAGCUCUGCGCCGUCUUCGUCGUCUGCGCUGUCCAGCAGCAGCUCCGCGCCGUCCUCGUCGUCCGCGCCGUCCAGCAGCAGCUCUGCGCCGUCUUCGUCGUCCGCGCCGUCCAGCAGCAGCUCUGCGCCGUCUUCGUCGUCCGCGCCGUCCAGCAGCAGCUCCGCGCCGUCCUCGUCGUCUGCGCCGUCCAGCAGCAGCUCCGCGCCGUCCUCGUCGUCUGCACCGUCCAGCAGCAGCUCUGCGCCGUCCUCGUCGUCCGCGCUGUCCAGCAGCAGUUCUGCGCCGUCUUCGUCGUCCGCGCCGUCCAGCAGCAGCUCUGCGCCGUCCUCGUCGUCCGCGCCGUCCAGCAGCAGCUCCGCGCCGUCCUCGUCGUCCGCGCCGUCCAGCAGCAGCUCCGCGCCGUCCUCGUCGUCUGCGCCGUCCAGCAGCAGCUCUGCGCCGUCCUCGUCGUCUGCACCGUCCAGCAGCAGCUCCGCGCCGUCCUCGUCGUCUGCACCGUCCAGCAGCAGCUCUGCGCCGUCCUCGUCGUCCGCUCCGUCCAGCAGCAGCUCCGCGCCGUCCUCGUCGUCCGCGCCGUCCAGCAGCAGCUCCGCGCCGUCCUCGUCGUCCGCGCCGUCCAGCAGCAGCUCCGCGCCGUCUUCGUCGUCCGCGCCGUCCAGCAGCAGCUCCGCGCCGUCCUCGUCGUCUGCGCCGUCCAGCAGCAGCUCUGCGCCGUCCUCGUCGUCCGCGCCGUCCAGCAGCAGCUCCGCGCCGUCCUCGUCGUCCGCGCCGUCCAGCAGCAGCUCCGCGCCGUCCUCGUCGUCCGCGCCGUCCAGCAGCAGCUCCGCGCCGUCCUCGUCGUCCGCGCCGUCCAGCAGCAGCUCUGCGCCGUCCUCGUCGUCUGCGCCGUCCAGCAGCAGCUCUGCGCCGUCCUCGUCGUCCGCGCCGUCCAGCAGCAGCUCUGCGCCGUCUUCGUCGUCCGCGCCGUCCAGCAGCAGCUCUGCGCCGUCCUCGUCGUCCGCGCCGUCCAGCAGCAGCUCCGCGCCGUCCUCGUCGUCCGCGCCGUCCAGCAGCAGCUCUGCGCCGUCCUCGUCGUCCGCGCCGUCCAGCAGCAGCUCUGCGCCGUCCUCGUCGUCCGCGCCGUCCAGCAGCAGCUCCGCGCCGUCCUCGUCGUCUGCGCCGUCCAGCAGCAGCUCUGCGCCGUCCUCGUCGUCCGCGCCGUCCAGCAGCAGCUCUGCGCCGUCUUCGUCGUCCGCGCCGUCCAGCAGCAGCUCUGCGCCGUCCUCGUCGUCCGCGCCGUCCAGCAGCAGCUCUGCGCCGUCCUCGUCGUCCGCGCCGUCCAGCAGCAGCUCUGCGCCGUCCUCGUCGUCCGCGCCGUCCAGCAGCAGCUCUGCGCCGUCCUCGUCGUCCGCGCCGUCCAGCAGCAGCUCUGCGCCGUCCUCGUCGUCCGCGCCGUCCAGCAGCAGCUCUGCGCCGUCUUCGUCGUCUGCGCCGUCCAGCAGCAGCUCCGCGCCGUCCUCGUCGUCUGCGCCGUCCAGCAGCAGCUCUGCGCCGUCCUCGUCGUCCGCGCCGUCCAGCAGCAGCUCUGCGCCGUCCUCGUCGUCCGCGCCGUCCAGCAGCAGCUCUGCGCCGUCCUCGUCGUCCGCGCCGUCCAGCAGCAGCUCUGCGCCGUCCUCGUCGUCUGCGCCGUCCAGCAGCAGCUCUGCGCCAUCCUCGUCGUCCGCGCCGUCCAGCAGCAGCUCCGCGCCGUCCUCGUCGUCUGCGCCGUCCAGCAGCAGCUCUGCGCCGUCCUCGUCGUCCGCGCCGUCCAGCAGCAGCUCCGCGCCGUCCUCGUCGUCUGCGCCGUCCAGCAGCAGCUCCGCGCCGUCCUCGUCGUCCGCGCCGUCCAGCAGCAGCUCUGCGCCGUCCUCGUCGUCUGCGCCGUCCAGCAGCAGCUCUGCGCCGUCCUCGUCGUCCGCGCCGUCCAGCAGCAGCUCUGCUCCGUCCUCGUCGUCUGCACCGUCCAGCAGCAGCUCUGCGCCGUCUUCGUCGUCUGCGCCGUCCAGCAGCAGCUCUGCGCCGUCCUCGUCGUCCGCGCCGUCCAGCAGCAGCUCCGCGCCGUCCUCGUCGUCUGCGCCGUCCAGCAGCAGCUCUGCGCCGUCCUCGUCGUCUGCGCCGUCCAGCAGCAGCUCUGCGCCGUCCUCGUCGUCCGCGCCGUCCAGCAGCAGCUCUGCGCCGUCCUCGUCGUCCGCGCCGUCCAGCAGCAGCUCCGCGCCGUCCUCGUCGUCCGCGCCGUCCAGCAGCAGCUCUGCGCCGUCCUCGUCGUCCGCGCCGUCCAGCAGCAGCUCCGCGCCGUCCUCGUCGUCUGCGCCGUCCAGCAGCAGCUCUGCGCCGUCCUCGUCGUCCGCGCCGUCCAGCAGCAGCUCCGCGCCGUCCUCGUCGUCUGCGCCGUCCAGCAGCAGCUCUGCGCCGUCCUCGUCGUCCGCGCCGUCCAGCAGCAGCUCUGCGCCGUCCUCGUCGUCCGCGCCGUCCAGCAGCAGCUCCGCGCCGUCCUCGUCGUCCGCGCCGUCCAGCAGCAGCUCUGCGCCGUCCUCGUCGUCCGCGCCGUCCAGCAGCAGCUCCGCGCCGUCCUCGUCGUCCGCGCCGUCCAGCAGCAGCUCUGCGCCGUCCUCGUCGUCUGCGCCGUCCAGCAGCAGCUCUGCGCCGUCCUCGUCGUCCGCGCCGUCCAGCAGCAGCUCUGCGCCGUCCUCGUCGUCCGCGCCGUCCAGCAGCAGCUCCGCGCCGUCCUCGUCGUCCGCGCCGUCCAGCAGCAGCUCUGCGCCGUCCUCGUCGUCUGCGCCGUCCAGCAGCAGCUCUGCGCCGUCCUCGUCGUCCGCGCCGUCCAGCAGCAGCUCUGCGCCGUCCUCGUCGUCUGCGCCGUCCAGCAGCAGCUCCGCACCGUCCUCGUCGUCUGCGCCGUCCAGCAGCAGCUCCGCACCGUCCUCGUCGUCUGCGCCGUCCAGCAGCAGCUCCGCACCGUCCUCGUCGUCCGCGCCGUCCAGCAGCAGCUCUGCGCCGUCCUCGUCGUCCGCGCCGUCCAGCAGCAGCUCUGCGCCGUCCUCGUCGUCCGCGCCGUCCAGCAGCAGCUCUGCGCCGUCUUCGUCGUCCGCACCGUCCAGCAGCAGCUCUGCGCCGUCCUCGUCGUCCGCGCCGUCCAGCAGCAGCUCUGCGCCGUCCUCGUCGUCCGCGCCGUCCAGCAGCAGCUCUGCUCCGUCCUCGUCGUCUGCACCGUCCAGCAGCAGCUCCGCGCCGUCCUCGUCGUCUGCGCCGUCCAGCAGCAGCUCUGCUCCGUCCUCGUCGUCCGCGCCGUCCAGCAGCAGCUCUGCGCCGUCCUCGUCGUCCGCGCCGUCCAGCAGCAGCUCCGCGCCGUCCUCGUCGUCCGCGCCGUCCAGCAGCAGCUCUGCGCCGUCCUCGUCGUCCGCGCCGUCCAGCAGCAGCUCCGCACCGUCCUCGUCGUCUGCGCCGUCCAGCAGCAGCUCCGCACCGUCCUCGUCGUCCGCGCCGUCCAGCAGCAGCUCCGCGCCGUCCUCGUCGUCUGCGCCGUCCAGCAGCAGCUCCGCGCCGUCCUCGUCGUCUGCGCCGUCCAGCAGCAGCUCUGCUCCGUCCUCGUCGUCCGCGCCGUCCAGCAGCAGCUCUGCGCCGUCCUCGUCGUCCGCGCCGUCCAGCAGCAGCUCCGCGCCGUCCUCGUCGUCUGCCCCGUCCUCGUCGUCCGCGCCGUCCUCGUCGUCCGCGCCGUCCAGCAGCAGCUCUGCGCCGUCCUCGUCGUCCGCGCCGUCCAGCAGCAGCUCUGCGCCGUCCUCGUCGUCCGCGCCGUCCAGCAGCAGCUCCGCGCCGUCCUCGUCGUCCGCGCCGUCCAGCAGCAGCUCCGCUCCGUCCUCGUCGUCUGCACCGUCCAGCAGCAGCUCUGCGCCGUCCUCGUCGUCUGCGCCGUCCAGCAGCAGCUCUGCGCCGUCCUCGUCGUCCGCGCCGUCCAGCAGCAGCUCUGCGCCGUCCUCGUCGUCCGCGCCGUCCAGCAGCAGCUCUGCGCCGUCUUCGUCGUCCGCGCCGUCCAGCAGCAGCUCUGCGCCGUCAUCGUCGUCCGCGCCGUCCAGCAGCAGCUCUGCGCCGUCCUCGUCGUCCGCGCCGUCCAGCAGCAGCUCUGCGCCGUCCUCGUCGUCCGCGCUAUCCAGCAGCAGCUCUGCGCCGUCCUCGUCGUCCGCGCCGUCCAGCAGCAGCUCUGCGCCGUCUUCGUCGUCUGCGCCGUCCAGCAGCAGCUCUGCGCCGUCCUCGUCGUCCGCGCCGUCCAGCAGCAGCUCCGCGCCGUCCUCGUCGUCCGCGCCGUCCAGCAGCAGCUCUGCGCCGUCCUCGUCGUCUGCGCCGUCCAGCAGCAGCUCUGCGCCGUCCUCGUCGUCCGCGCCGUCCAGCAGCAGCUCCGCGCCGUCCUCGUCGUCCGCGCCGUCCAGCAGCAGCUCCGCGCCGUCCUCGUCGUCCGCGCCGUCCAGCAGCAGCUCCGCGCCGUCCUCGUCGUCCGCGCCGUCCAGCAGCAGCUCUGCGCCGUCCUCGUCGUCUGCGCCGUCCAGCAGCAGCUCUGCGCCGUCCUCGUCGUCCGCGCCGUCCAGCAGCAGCUCUGCGCCGUCCUCGUCGUCCGCGCCGUCCAGCAGCAGCUCUGCGCCGUCCUCGUCGUCUGCGCCGUCCAGCAGCAGCUCUGCGCCGUCCUCGUCGUCCGCGCCGUCCAGCAGCAGCUCCGCGCCGUCCUCGUCGUCCGCGCCGUCCAGCAGCAGCUCUGCGCCGUCCUCGUCGUCCGCGCCGUCCAGCAGCAGCUCCGCGCCGUCCUCGUCGUCCGCGCCGUCCAGCAGCAGCUCUGCGCCGUCCUCGUCGUCUGCGCCGUCCAGCAGCAGCUCUGCGCCGUCCUCGUCGUCCGCGCCGUCCAGCAGCAGCUCUGCGCCGUCUUCGUCGUCUGCGCCGUCCAGCAGCAGCUCUGCGCCGUCUUCGUCGUCCGCGCCGUCCAGCAGCAGCUCCGCGCCGUCCUCGUCGUCUGCGCCGUCCAGCAGCAGCUCUGCGCCGUCCUCGUCGUCUGCGCCGUCCAGCAGCAGCUCUGCGCCGUCCUCGUCGUCUGCGCCGUCCAGCAGCAGCUCUGCGCCGUCCUCGUCGUCCGCGCCGUCCAGCAGCAGCUCUGCGCCGUCUUCGUCGUCCGCACCGUCCAGCAGCAGCUCUGCGCCGUCCUCGUCGUCCGCGCCGUCCAGCAGCAGCUCUGCGCCGUCCUCGUCGUCCGCGCCGUCCAGCAGCAGCUCUGCGCCGUCCUCGUCGUCUGCGCCGUCCAGCAGCAGCUCUGCGUCGUCUUCGUCGUCUGCGCCGUCCAGCAGCAGCUCUGCGCCGUCCUCGUCGUCCGCGCCGUCCAGCAGCAGCUCUGCGCCGUCCUCGUCGUCCGCGCCGUCCAGCAGCAGCUCUGCGCCGUCCUCGUCGUCUGCGCCGUCCAGCAGCAGCUCUGCGUCGUCCUCGUCGUCCGCGCCGUCCAGCAGCAGCUCUGCGCCGUCCUCGUCGUCCGCGCCGUCCAGCAGCAGCUCUGCGCCGUCCUCGUCGUCCGCGCCGUCCAGCAGCAGCUCUGCGCCGUCCUCGUCGUCUGCGCCGUCCAGCAGCAGCUCUGCGUCGUCUUCGUCGUCUGCGCCGUCCAGCAGCAGCUCCGCGCCAUCCUCGUCGUCCGCGCCGUCCAGCAGCAGCUCCGCGCCGUCCUCGUCGUCUGCGCCGUCCAGCAGCAGCUCCGCGCCGUCCUCGUCGUCUGCGCCGUCCAGCAGCAGCUCUGCGCCGUCCUCGUCGUCUGCGCCGUCCAGCAGCAGCUCUGCGCCGUCCUCGUCGUCCGCGCCGUCCAGCAGCAGCUCUGCGUCGUCUUCGUCGUCUGCGCCGUCCAGCAGCAGCUCUGCGCCGUCCUCGUCGUCCGCGCCGUCCAGCAGCAGCUCUGCGCCGUCCUCGUCGUCUGCGCCGUCCAGCAGCAGCUCUGCGUCGUCUUCGUCGUCUGCGCCGUCCAGCAGCAGCUCUGCGCCGUCCUCGUCGUCCGCGCCGUCCAGCAGCAGCUCUGCGCCGUCCUCGUCGUCCGCGCCGUCCAGCAGCAGCUCUGCGCCGUCCUCGUCGUCUGCGCCGUCCAGCAGCAGCUCUGCGUCGUCUUCGUCGUCUGCGCCGUCCAGCAGCAGCUCCGCGCCAUCCUCGUCGUCCGCGCCGUCCAGCAGCAGCUCCGCGCCGUCCUCGUCGUCUGCGCCGUCCAGCAGCAGCUCCGCGCCGUCCUCGUCGUCUGCGCCGUCCAGCAGCAGCUCUGCGCCGUCCUCGUCGUCUGCGCCGUCCAGCAGCAGCUCUGCGCCGUCCUCGUCGUCCGCGCCGUCCAGCAGCAGCUCUGCGCCGUCCUCGUCGUCCGCGCCGUCCAGCAGCAGCUCUGCGCCGUCCUCGUCGUCUGCGCCGUCCAGCAGCAGCUCUGCGUCGUCUUCGUCGUCUGCGCCGUCCAGCAGCAGCUCUGCGCCGUCCUCGUCGUCCGCGCCGUCCAGCAGCAGCUCUGCGCCGUCCUCGUCGUCCGCGCCGUCCAGCAGCAGCUCUGCGCCGUCCUCGUCGUCUGCGCCGUCCAGCAGCAGCUCUGCGUCGUCUUCGUCGUCUGCGCCGUCCAGCAGCAGCUCCGCGCCAUCCUCGUCGUCUGCGCCGUCCAGCAGCAGCUCCGCGCCGUCCUCGUCGUCCGCGCCGUCCAGCAGCAGCUCUGCGUCGUCCUCGUCGUCUGCGCCGUCCAGCAGCAGCUCUGCGCCGUCCUCGUCGUCCGCGCCGUCCAGCAGCAGCUCUGCGCCGUCCUCGUCGUCUGCGCCGUCCAGCAGCAGCUCCGCGCCGUCCUCGUCGUCCGCGCCGUCCAGCAGCAGCUCUGCGCCGUCCUCGUCGUCCGCGCCGUCCAGCAGCAGCUCUGCGCCGUCCUCGUCGUCUGCGCCGUCCAGCAGCAGCUCUGCGUCGUCCUCGUCGUCCGCGCCGUCCAGCAGCAGCUCUGCGCCGUCCUCGUCGUCCGCGCCGUCCAGCAGCAGCUCUGCGCCGUCCUCGUCGUCCGCGCCGUCCAGCAGCAGCUCUGCGUCGUCCUCGUCGUCUGCGCCGUCCAGCAGCAGCUCUGCGCCGUCCUCGUCGUCCGCGCCGUCCAGCAGCAGCUCUGCGCCGUCCUCGUCGUCCGCGCCGUCCAGCAGCAGCUCUGCGCCGUCCUCGUCGUCUGCGCCGUCCAGCAGCAGCUCUGCGUCGUCCUCGUCGUCCGCGCCGUCCAGCAGCAGCUCUGCGCCGUCCUCGUCGUCCGCGCCGUCCAGCAGCAGCUCUGCGCCGUCCUCGUCGUCCGCGCCGUCCAGCAGCAGCUCUGCGCCGUCCUCGUCGUCCGCGCCGUCCAGCAGCAGCUCUGCGCCGUCCUCGUCGUCUGCGCCGUCCAGCAGCAGCUCUGCGUCGUCCUCGUCGUCUGCGCCGUCCAGCAGCAGCUCUGCGCCGUCCUCGUCGUCCGCGCCGUCCAGCAGCAGCUCUGCGCCGUCCUCGUCGUCUGCGCCGUCCAGCAGCAGCUCCGCGCCGUCCUCGUCGUCCGCGCCGUCCAGCAGCAGCUCUGCGCCGUCCUCGUCGUCCGCGCCGUCCAGCAGCAGCUCUGCGCCGUCCUCGUCGUCUGCGCCGUCCAGCAGCAGCUCUGCGCCGUCCUCGUCGUCCGCGCCGUCCAGCAGCAGCUCUGCGUCGUCCUCGUCGUCUGCACCGUCCAGCAGCAGCUCUGCGCCGUCCUCGUCGUCCGCGCCGUCCAGCAGCAGCUCUGCGCCGUCCUCGUCGUCCGCGCCGUCCAGCAGCAGCUCUGCGCCGUCCUCGUCGUCCGCGCCGUCCAGCAGCAGCUCUGCGCCGUCCUCGUCGUCCGCGCCGUCCAGCAGCAGCUCUGCGCCGUCCUCGUCGUCUGCACCGUCCAGCAGCAGCUCUGCGCCGUCCUCGUCGUCUGCGCCGUCCAGCAGCAGCUCUGCGCCGUCCUCGUCGUCUGCGCCGUCCAGCAGCAGCUCCGCGCCGUCCUCGUCGUCUGCACCGUCCAGCAGCAGCUCUGCGCCGUCCUCGUCGUCUGCGCCGUCCAGCAGCAGCUCUGCGCCGUCCUCGUCGUCUGCGCCGUCCAGCAGCAGCUCCGCGCCGUCUUCGUCGUCUGCGCCGUCCAGCAGCAGCUCCGCGCCGUCCUCGUCGUCUGCGCCGUCCAGCAGCAGCUCUGCGCCGUCCUCGUCGUCUGCGCCGUCCAGCAGCAGCUCUGCGCCGUCCUCGUCGUCCGCGCCGUCCAGCAGCAGCUCCGCGCCGUCUUCGUCGUCUGCGCCGUCCAGCAGCAGCUCCGCGCCGUCCUCGUCGUCUGCACCGUCCAGCAGCAGCUCUGCGCCGUCCUCGUCGUCUGCGCCGUCCAGCAGCAGCUCUGCGCCGUCCUCGUCGUCUGCGCCGUCCAGCAGCAGCUCCGCGCCGUCCUCGUCGUCUGCGCCGUCCAGCAGCAGCUCUGCGCCGUCCUCGUCGUCUGCACCGUCCAGCAGCAGCUCUGCGCCGUCCUCGUCGUCUGCGCCGUCCAGCAGCAGCUCCGCGCCGUCUUCGUCGUCUGCGCCGUCCAGCAGCAGCUCUGCGCCGUCUUCGUCGUCUGCGCCGUCCAGCAGCAGCUCUGCGCCGUCUUCGUCGUCUGCGCCGUCUUCGUCGUCUGCGCCGUCCAGCAGCAGCUCUGCGCCGUCCUCGUCGUCUGCACCGUCCAGCAGCAGCUCUGCGCCGUCCUCGUCGUCUGCGCCGUCCAGCAGCAGCUCUGCGCCGUCUUCUUCGUUCGCGCCGUCCAGCAGCAGCUCCGCGCCGUCCUCGUCGUCUGCGCCGUCCAGCAGCAGCUCCGCGCCGUCCUCGUCGUCUGCACCGUCCAGCAGCAGCUCUGCGCCGUCCUCGUCGUCUGCGCCGUCCAGCAGCAGCUCUGCGCCGUCCUCGUCGUCUGCGCCGUCCAGCAGCAGCUCUGCGCCGUCCUCGUCGUCUGCGCCGUCCAGCAGCAGCUCUGCGCCGUCCUCGUCGUCUGCGCCGUCCAGCAGCAGCUCCGCGCCGUCCUCGUCGUCUGCACCGUCCAGCAGCAGCUCUGCGCCGUCUUCGUCGUCUGCGCCGUCCAGCAGCAGCUCCGCGCCGUCCUCGUCGUCUGCACCGUCCAGCAGCAGCUCUGCGCCGUCCUCGUCGUCUGCGCCGUCCAGCAGCAGCUCCGCGCCGUCUUCGUCGUCUGCGCCGUCCAGCAGCAGCUCUGCGCCGUCUUCGUCGUCUGCGCCGUCCAGCAGCAGCUCCGCGCCGUCCUCGUUGUCCGCACCGUCCAGCAGCAGCUCUGCGCCGUCUUCGUCGUCUGCGCCGUCCAGCAGCAGCUCUGCGCCGUCCUCGUCGUCUGCGCCGUCCAGCAGCAGCUCCGCGCCGUCCUCGUCGUCUGCGCCGUCCAGCAGCAGCUCCGCGCCGUCCUCGUCGUCUGCACCGUCCAGCAGCAGCUCUGCGCCGUCUUCGUCGUCUGCGCCGUCUUCGUCGUCUGCGCCGUCCAGCAGCAGCUCUGCGCCGUCCUCGUCGUCUGCACCGUCCAGCAGCAGCUCCGCGCCGUCUUCGUCGUCCGCGCCGUCCAGCAGCAGCUCUGCGCCGUCUUCUUCGUUCGCGCCGUCCAGCAGCAGCUCCGCGCCGUCCUCGUCGUCUGCGCCGUCCAGCAGCAGCUCCGCGCCGUCUUCGUCGUCUGCGCCGUCCAGCAGCAGCUCUGCGCCGUCUUCGUCGUCUGCGCCGUCCAGCAGCAGCUCCGCGCCGUCCUCGUCGUCCGCACCGUCCAGCAGCAGCUCUGCGCCGUCUUCGUCGUCUGCGCCGUCCAGCAGCAGCUCUGCGCCGUCCUCGUCGUCUGCGCCGUCCAGCAGCAGCUCCGCGCCGUCUUCGUCGUCUGCGCCGUCCAGCAGCAGCUCUGCGCCGUCCUCGUCGUCUGCGCCGUCCAGCAGCAGCUCCGCGCCGUCUUCGUCGUCUGCGCCGUCCAGCAGCAGCUCCGCGCCGUCCUCGUCGUCUGCACCGUCCAGCAGCAGCUCCGCGCCGUCUUCGUCGUCCGCGCCGUCCAGCAGCAGCUCUGCGCCGUCCUCGUCGUCUGCGCCGUCCAGCAGCAGCUCCGCGCCGUCCUCGUCGUCUGCACCGUCCAGCAGCAGCUCUGCGCCGUCCUCGUCGUCUGCGCCGUCCAGCAGCAGCUCCGCGCCGUCUUCGUCGUCUGCGCCGUCCAGCAGCAGCUCUGCGCCGUCUUCGUCGUCUGCGCCGUCCAGCAGCAGCUCCGCGCCGUCCUCGUCGUCUGCACCGUCCAGCAGCAGCUCUGCGCCGUCUUCGUCGUCUGCGCCGUCCAGCAGCAGCUCUGCGCCGUCCUCGUCGUCUGCACCGUCCAGCAGCAGCUCUGCGCCGUCUUCGUCGUCUGCGCCGUCUUCGUCGUCUGCGCCGUCCAGCAGCAGCUCUGCGCCGUCCUCGUCGUCUGCACCGUCCAGCAGCAGCUCUGCGCCGUCCUCGUCGUCUGCACCGUCCAGCAGCAGCUCCGCGCCGUCCUCGUCGUCUGCGCCGUCCAGCAGCAGCUCCGCGCCGUCUUCGUCGUCUGCGCCGUCCAGCAGCAGCUCUGCGCCGUCCUCGUCGUCUGCGCCGUCCAGCAGCAGCUCCGCGCCGUCCUCGUCGUCUGCGCCGUCCAGCAGCAGCUCCGCGCCGUCUUCGUCGUCUGCGCCGUCCAGCAGCAGCUCCGCGCCGUCCUCGUCGUCUGCGCCGUCCAGCAGCAGCUCUGCGCCGUCUUCGUCGUCCGCGCCGUCCAGCAGCAGCUCUGCGCCGUCCUCGUCGUCUGCGCCGUCCAGCAGCAGCUCCGCGCCGUCCUCGUCGUCUGCACCGUCCAGCAGCAGCUCUGCGCCGUCCUCGUCGUCUGCACCGUCCAGCAGCAGCUCUGCGCCGUCCUCGUCGUCUGCGCCGUCCAGCAGCAGCUCCGCGCCGUCCUCGUCGUCUGCACCGUCCAGCAGCAGCUCUGCGCCGUCCAACAGCAACUCUGCGGCGUCCUCGUCGUCUGCACCGUUCAAGAUCAGCUUUGCGCCGACCUCGUUGUCUGCGCCGUCCAGCAGCAGCUCCGCGCCGUCCUCGUAGUCUGCGCCGUCCAGGAGGAGCUCUGCGUCGUCUUCGUCGUCCGCGCCGUCCAGCAGCAGCUCCGCGCCGUCCUCGUCGUCUGCGCCGUCCAGCAGCAGCUCUGCGCCGUCCUCGUCGUCUGCGCCGUCCAGCAGCAGCUCUGCGCCGUCCUCGUCGUCUGCGCCGUCCAGCAGCAGCUCUGCGCCGUCCUCGUCGUCCGCGCCGUCCAGCAGCAGCUCUGCGCCGUCUUCGUCGUCCGCACCGUCCAGCAGCAGCUCUGCGCCGUCCUCGUCGUCCGCGCCGUCCAGCAGCAGCUCUGCGCCGUCCUCGUCGUCCGCGCCGUCCAGCAGCAGCUCCGCGCCGUCCUCGUCGUCCGCGCCGUCCAGCAGCAGCUCUGCGCCGUCCUCGUCGUCUGCGCCGUCCAGCAGCAGCUCUGCGCCGUCCUCGUCGUCUGCGCCGUCCAGCAGCAGCUCUGCGCCGUCCUCGUCGUCUGCGCCGUCCAGCAGCAGCUCUGCGCCGUCCUCGUCGUCUGCACCGUCCAGCAGCAGCUCUGCGCCGUCUUCGUCGUCUGCGCCGUCCAGCAGCAGCUCUGCGCCGUCUUCGUCGUCCGCGCCGUCCAGCAGCAGCUCUGCGCCGUCUUCGUCGUCUGCGCCGUCCAGCAGCAGCUCCGCGCCGUCCUCGUCGUCCGCUCCGUCCAGCAGCGACAGCGAUGGCGCGUGCCACAGCGAUGUUCCUUAUUACACGCCUGCGCAGGUGCAGCAUAGCAUGCGCUUUCUCUCCGGAUUUUCGGAGUCGUUUGCGGAUGCGAGUGACACCUGGAAGUGCCCGAAUUUCUGCGCAUGGGCGGGUGUGACGUGUAAGCCGGAGGGGUUUUUGUUUGAGCUUGCCGGCGUGGUCACGUCGGGCUCGCUACCGAUGGUACCCGCUGACUGCGACGCUCGGGAAGUCCCUGUUUUGAGUAUCAGCGCCGGUGGUGCGGAGGGUGGCGUGACUUUGAAGGGCUCGUUACCGUCGUCGUGGAGUGGGUUGCUGUCUCUCCUCAACCUGGAUUUCUCCUACACGGGCGUCAGUGGUGUGGCUCCGUCGGAGUGGUCGGCCUUGGUGAACCUGAAAAAGUUGAAUCUUGGCUACAAUAAGUUGAGUGGUGAACUUCCGGCGGAGUGGAACGGCAUGGCGGCCAUAGAGGAGCUGUAUCUGAACGACAACCAGUUCACUGGCAGGCUGCCCUUUGAAUGGUACAGUCUGGCGAACCUUAAAAUCCUCGAUCUCUCCAACAACCCGAUGGGCGACUCCGUGCCCGGCUUCAUCGUUUCACUCUCCCGCUCACUCGACGUCGCAGCCAUGCGCAAGCAGCUGUUGGCGGUGAGGAAGUAA